GGUCAUGAUAAAGGUGAUAAAUGAAACGUAAGCGUGUAAUGCGCCGCAAUUUGGUCGCUAUUACUACGUGUUGUACCCGCAUGUCGCGAACGCGGAAAAAAUUUAUAUUAUUUUAAAUAAUUAUUGGAGCAGAUAGCCAAAGAAUAAACUGCUCUCUGUGCAUAAUCGUACAAUACGGUAUCUCAUGUGUAGCGCGCUUUAAAAUGAAUAUUGUUUGUAAGAUAGAAGUGGACAAUGUACAGUAGACAAUGUGUCAUUCUUCUCUUAUUUAUUCUUGUGCAGGCAGAUGAAUUUAUUUUGGACGAUGUGCCAUGCACUUAUAAGUUUAAGCAAAAAUGUCAUGGAGAUAUAGAUAAUUAUAAUAUAAUUGAAUACCAGCAUCCUUCAGUUAUUAAUUAUUGUACUGCUGAAGAUGUUCCUGACAAUAUCAAUUUUUAUGUAAAGAGGGAUGAAAAGAGAGGGAAUUUAAGUGAUUCUCUGAAAAUUGAGUUUGCACCUCCCAAAAAAGAAUGCGGAUUAGGAGUAGCCUUAUUGGUUAAUCCUUUGAUUAAGAAUGAAAGAGAAUGUGAAGAGUAUAAGUUUGAAGAAAUGGAUGGCGUUAAUUCAAAUGUACAUACCAUAAAAAGGGCUCUGUGUAUUCUUAGGAAUACUAAUCAACCUGUAAAAUAUAAUGAUAAUUCGACAGUAUCCUUAUGCGAGGGCAAUAUUAAACUGUGGUUUCAACACAUCUUUACAGGAUGCUAUGCACUUCGAUUUUACAUAGGUAGACAAAAAUAUGCAAUAAAGGAUUAUAAUAAAUUUGUAAACACUACUUAUCAACGUACAGAAGUGACAGAACCACAGUUUAUCUGUAAAUAUGACUCAAAUUAUAAUAUUGAUCAAAGACAUGAAAUAACAAAUUUUACAUUAGAUACUUCCCUACCAAUAGAUACAGGAUUGUUACUUGACGUGGCAUUGAUAUCACCACAUAAAAAUUCAGAACAAGGUUGUGUCUGGAAUGGAGAACCACUAAAAUACAGAUGGACAAUUAAUCUGGAAACACCGGAAAAUCAUUGCAAUGUAAAAUUGAUGCGGACCGGGAGCGGGGAAUAUAUGAGGAUUGUACAGUGUAAUUUUCAAGUACAAACUACACCAACUGCACAUUAUUGCUUCAUAUUUUACAUAUUUGAUGAUCGAUGCUUUAGAAAUACUAUCUGGAAGCCACUGCAUGCAAAUACGAUGCUGUGUACAUGGGUGAAACGUUGCGUGAAUGCUUCGUUAUAUCACAAGAGUGAGAUGAUAAAAUCAGAUAAAUUGCUGACUGCAAACUUACAUCUACUGUUGCCGAUCAUCAUUAUCGUAUUGAUCGUAUCGGGGAUAAUCGGGACAUUAUGUUUCUGGCAUCUAUGUAUUCGAAAGAAGAAGGUUACCUUAUAUGUUAAUCCACAACACGAUGAUUUUCUGAACUCUGCUUGUUUUGAAUCCACCGAUCUCAGUAUCGUUGACAACAACGACAGUGAGAAAGAAAUCGAUCACGAUAAUCUUUCUUCCGACGAUAUUGUUCUUCUUUAUACUAAAAAUUCGAUAUCUUUUAUGGCAUUGAUGAAAGAUUUUCGUGAAACACUUGCCAAGAUGUGCUCCUGUUCUGUAUACGACUGGUAUGAUGAAGCUGAAUGGAAUAACGUAGCUAAAGUUGGUCCUGUUUCAUGGUUCACCAAAUUGCUUAACGGUAAAUGUCGUGCUAUUUGGAUAGAUACACCGACAACAAGAUCCAUCGUUAUAUCAAGGGAAAACGAUUUGGGCCUGAAUAAAGUCGGUAAAUAUUAUGAAAUAGGCGGUGAUUUUCGCGACGUGGCAUUUCCCGUUGUACUUGAAUUAGCAAAACGUAAUACAAAUGAUGCCGUGCACCAGUAUCGCAGACAUUUCGUUGUGAGAUUCGAAGGGUUGGAAAGCACGGCAAAUGUGAACGAUCCGUUUCUGGAUCUCUCUCCUCACGCGCGAUAUCGCAUGCCACAGCAUCUUGCGCAAUUGUGUUUAGACCUGUAAGUAUGGAAACAUUUUUGGAAUAACAUCUCGUCGUACUUUCUCCUCUCGAAGAUGCGGUUGUAUCCCUCGAAUUUUGUGCAUCUUUUGGUGAUCGUCGCCGUGUUCGGUGUAACCCUUGGUAGCCCUUUGACAUUCUUACUGCUGACGAAUACAUCGUAUACACGGCCAAAUGUUGACCAAUCUAGUGCGGCGAAUAGACUGAAAAAUGAUAUUAAGCCGGCCGGCGAGAAAAAGAAUGGUUUUACGUCAACUUGGACCAGGAUUUUACAGAAUCCGCCAGAUUCUUUGGAAGCCGCCGUUGGGAGUCGUGUCGAAUUGCAAUGCGAGGUAGCUGGAAAUCCGCCGCCCCAAGUCUACUGGAUAACUGGAAAUGAACCAGAAAGGCAGAUUCAGGAAUUGACCACGCGGGCCCAAGAAGCGACCAAUGUCGUAUCCACGGAAUGGGAGGGGGUCAGUCAAGUCUCCUCCACGUAUGUGAUCGAUUGCGUCAGACCUGAAGAUCAAGGUUUAAAGUAUUGUGUAUCCGUGUCUAAAAAUAUAGUGGCCCAAUCGGCAGCGACGGUACUCUUGGUUAAUACAACCAGAACAACCGUAUGCAGUAGCGAAAGCCAACCCACCAUCACCUUGCACUCUUCCUGGAGAUUCGCUCUUCAACACAACACGGUGAUUCUUCCGUGCAGAGCCACUGGUCAACCGGCGCCUUAUCUAUUUUGGAUAGAUAAUUUGGGCAACACCAUAAGUCCCGCCACACACGUGAGACAUACCGUUCUCGCUAGUGGCGAUCUGCAGGUAACGGAUCUCGAAUGGGCCGACAUGGGUGAAUACACCUGCAAGGUGCAAUCGGGAUAUACGGAAAAGAGUGUAUCCACAUUUCUGUAUCCCGUACGUUCCGUACGUAUGUAAUUAACUUUUGCGGAUUUUUAGUACAGCUUAUAGAUCUAAUGUAUCUAAUGUAUUCCAAGAAAUUAUCGUUAAUAGUUAAGAAAAUCAUUGAUGUUCACAAUUCUCUCAAAUAUGUUCAAUAUAAUGUCAUAGAUAAUCUUUUUUUAACACAACAAAGUGAUUGCGACUGUAUGAUUCUUUCUAUUUUUCUUCUAGGAAUCAGAAAUAAGACAAACGGAAAAUCCCGCAUAAAAGAGACUUGACACUAUUUCUGCAUUUCCUUUUUGCUACAACCGCGUAUAUAAGUGCGAAUAACAUCUGUUACACUUAUAGUUUAUAUAUUGUCUAAAAACAGAAUGUAGUUUAAUUAUAUAGAAGUAUUAUAUAUGUAUUAUAGAAGUACUUAUUAUUAUUAUUAUUAUUAUUAUUAUUAUUACUUUUUUUUGUUACAUUUACGAUACCAGUGUUGCUUUUCCUUGGAAGAUCAAUAUUUGCACGAUAAAUUCGCUUUCCACGUUGGGUCAACGCAUAUACGGAAGAGCUCUCUUUGAGCUUCUCUUUGAAUUCACAUCGAAGAAAAUUUAUAGAUGAAUUCAAAGCAGUUUUAAUAAACGUGACCUAUGCGAUCUGCA
Messenger RNA from Formica exsecta, 3539 nucleotides. RefSeq lists its product as uncharacterized. Lineage: Eukaryota; Metazoa; Arthropoda; Insecta; Hymenoptera; Formicidae. The record is from RefSeq and is a predicted model, not a curated record. Gene Ontology annotation, cellular component: neuron projection. The transcript is spliced from 16 exons.